AAACAUACACACACACACACACACACGCACACUCACGAAUACAUACACACACACACGCACGCACACAUACACUCAGAGACAGACGUCGACUGCAGAGCUAGCUUGAAGUAGUUGGGGCUGGGAUUUGCUCUAUUUAUAGAUAGAUAUAUCAUUAGACAAUAGACGACUGCUCGACCUUCAAUACAGACUACAAUCGACCCCAAUCGCUUGAGCCAGCCGCAUUGUGCUUUAAUAAGUUUUCCCCGUCUCCGUUUGACUUUCAGUUGACGCCCGAGGAGGAGCUGCGCCAGAAAAUGAUACAGCGCGAAAGAGAUCGUGAACGGAAGCGCAUCAAACGCAUGAAUCCCGAGUAUCGCCGGCUGGAGCAGGAGCGCGAUCGUGAUAGAAAGAAGGCGCGACGCGCCAAUGAGGCGUUCCGACAGCUGGAGAAGCUACGUGAUAAGAUACGCAAGGAGCGCAAGAAGGGUCUCCUGGUGACUGAUCCCACACAACUGCCGCCCGAAUUUGCGGCCAUUAUACCGCCAGUGCCUGUUGAACCUGAGGUGAUCAUAUCGACGCCUCAGGCACAGCAACAACAACAGCAGCAGCAACAGCAGCAGCAGCAGCAGCAGCAGCAACAGCAGCAACAGCAACAGCAGCAUCAGCUGGCAGCAGCUGCUGCAGCGGCGGCGCACCAGCACCAGCAGCAGCAGCAGCAGCGACGCCGCAACAUGUCCCAUGUGCCAAGCGCGACGUCUGGCCUGACGCAGUUGGCGGCGCCAGCUGGCCAUGCCACGCCCACGCAUUUGCAGCAGCUGAACAAGCUGCAGCAGCUGUAUCCGCCGCCCAGCUUUGGGCAUCCCGCCCUGCCCAUUCCCGGCGUAACGCUGAUGCCCCAGCUCUGCCAUCCCAUACUGCACCAGAAUCUGGGCGCCACACUGUACCCAGCGCCACCGAAUGGCAUCAAGCAGGAAUACGGCUGUCAGGAUGUGAGUAGCUUAAGCGCUGCUGCCGCCGCAGCCGCUGCGACGAGCUCUGCCUCGGCAGUGGCUGCCGCCCAGGCGGCGGCGCUUGCCUCGUUGCGCGGCGGCCCUCAGCAGCAGUCGGACGAUCCUGACAUGGCGCUGAAUCUGGAGCCAGAGAUUAUAUUGCAAACGCCACCCGAUGUCAAUCCCGCGCAGCAGCAGCAGCARCAUCACUUCAGUGCACACCAGCAACAGCAGCAGCAGCAGCAACACCAUCUGCAGCAGCAACAGCAGCAGCACUGCAACAUGUUUCAGCACAUGGCGCCACAGGCGCAUAUGCAGCAUAUGCGAGCAGCGCCGUUGCCGCCUCCGCCCACAGUGGCGCUGCCCCCGCCGCCGCCGGCGACGUCAACGGCGUCGCAUCAACAACAGCCGCAGCCACAGCCACCACCACCGCCGCCUCCGCAGCAACAGCAACAGUUGCAGCAGCAUGCGCAAUAAUAUGAGAUUAACGCACUCGCCUUUAGUUCUUAAGCUCAACUAGCCACAUACGCAUUUCACAGUUCAAGUUCAUGUUUAUUUUGUU
Drosophila arizonae is the source of this 1530-nucleotide messenger RNA. RefSeq lists its product as uncharacterized. Lineage: Eukaryota; Metazoa; Arthropoda; Insecta; Diptera; Drosophilidae. The record is from RefSeq and is a predicted model, not a curated record.